Messenger RNA from Nicotiana tabacum (common tobacco), 2321 nucleotides. Its product is annotated as linoleate 9S-lipoxygenase 6. Gene Ontology annotation, molecular function: metal ion binding; protein binding; oxidoreductase activity, acting on single donors with incorporation of molecular oxygen, incorporation of two atoms of oxygen. The record is from RefSeq and is a predicted model, not a curated record. NCBI's taxonomy places the organism in Eukaryota, Viridiplantae, Streptophyta, Magnoliopsida, Solanales, Solanaceae. Gene Ontology annotation, biological process: lipid oxidation.
CCAGCACAAACACAAGUUUUUUCUUCAAUCAAUGUCUCUCCAAGUUACAUUCAGACAGAUGGUUCAUUUUGAAUGCAAAUCUUGGAUUUAUCCCAAUCAUUUAACUCAAAAAGCAAGGAUUUUUUUCUCAAACACUUGUUAUCUUCCAAGCCAAACACCAAAUAGUCUGCUGCAACUAAGGAAACAAGAACUUGAUACCUUGAGAGGAGAUGGAACUCCAGGGAGAACUAGAGAAUGGCAUCGGGUUUAUGACUACGAUUUCUAUAAUGAUCUCGGUGAUCCUCAGCGAGGGGAAAGGCCAGUUUUAGGAGGUUCAGUUUCUUAUCCGUAUCCAAGGAGAGGAAAAACUGGUGAACCACAUAUUCAUUCAGAAAAUGAGAAGGGGAUGUUCAAGAUAGACAAUUGUAUCCCUCCAGAUGAAAGAUUUAGCCCCGAGAAGCUAUCAGAGUUUGCGAAGAAAGUUAUCCAGGCCACCUUGCACUAUGUCGUUUCUCAGGGGGAAUCAGUGUUAAGAGAAGAAACCAACCAAUUCAAGUCAUUCAAUGAGAUCAAAGAGCUAUUUUCGGGAAAGAAAAACCAAGUGGUGCAAGAAUGGAUGAUAAGGAAACUGGAAACUCAUCUAGCAAAAGAGAUUUUCAAGGAGACUGAACGUGGAAUCAAAGAUUACACAGCGAAGUUUCCAAUGCCUCAGUUAUUUGCAGGGAACGAACUUGCAUGGAAGGAUGAUAAGGAGUUUGGACGCCAAAUGCUUGCAGGAAUUAAUGCAACUCUAAUUCAGUGUUUGCAGGCUUUUCCACCAAGAAGCAAGAAUGGAAUAUGGAGUUCAAUAAGAAGAUCGCACAUAGAACAUAACCUUGAUGGGCUCACUCUUCAAGAGGCAAUGAACCAAUGGAGGAUUUUCAUCUUGGACCACCAUGACUACCUCAUGCCAUUUUUGGGACAAAUAAACAAAAAUGGUGUAUGUGCAUAUGCAUCCAGAACUCUGCUAUUCUUAAAGGACGAUGCCACGCUAAAGCCACUGGCAAUAGAACUAAGUUUACCAGGGCUUUCACCUGGCACUGAGAUCCACAGGGUAUUUCGUCCAGGGACCAAUGGAUCAGAGGCAGCCUUAUGGCAGCUUGCUAAAGUUCAUGUGGCAGUAAACGACUCUGGUUAUCAUCAGCUAAUCAGCCAUUGGCUAAAAACUCAUGCAGUUGUAGAGCCAUUCAUUAUUGCCACCAGAAGGCAGUUGAGUGUUAUGCACCCGAUUCACCGGUUAUUGGAUCCUCAUUUCAAGGACACUAUGCAUACUAAUGCAUUGGCUCGGAUUACGGUCUUAAAAGCUGGAGGAAUCUUCGAGAAGACCCUUUAUUCUGGAGAAGCAUCUAUGGAGCUAUCUUCUUCACUCUAUAAGGAAUGGAGAUUUGAUGAACAAAGCCUCCCUGGUGAUUUGGUGAAAAGAGGUUUGGCUUUCCAGAACUCAGAAUGCCUGGCUGGCAUUCAGCUUCUCUUUGAAGAUUAUCCAUAUGGUGCAGAUGGACUAGAAAUUUGGGUAGCAACCAAGAGAUGGGUAACAGACUUUUGUCGAUAUUUCUACAAGGAUGAUAAUUCCCUGAGAUCUGACCAUGAGAUCCAAGAAUGGUGGUCAGAGAUAAGGAAAAUUGGUCAUGGAGACAAGUGUAACGAAACAUGGUGGAGCUCAAUGACUACCGUCUCUGACCUAGUAGAGGCUCUCACAACCCUUAUAUGGAUUUCCUCAUGUCUUCAUGCUUCAGUUAACUUUGGACAAUAUGAAUAUGCGGGUCAUCCACUAAAUCGCCCAACCAAAUGUCGGAAUUUCAUCGCGAUGGAAGGGACAAGAGAGUAUGCAGAGUUUCUCCAUGACCCAGACAAGUUCUUUCUCAAAAUGUUACCCAACAGGUCUGAGAUUACCCUAUAUUUGGCGUUAUUAGAGAUACUGUCAGCGCAUACAUCUGAUGAAGUAUACUUGGGUCAACGACAAUCUCCAAACUGGAUAGAUGACGUAUGGGUAAAGCAAAGGUUUGAGCAAUUUGCCGAGGAACUUAACGAAGUGCAUAAAAGGAUAGUGGAGAGAAAUGCAGAUUCCAAACUUAAGAACAGACGGGGGCCGUCCACUAUCCCGUACAAGCUUCUGGACCCUACAGUCUCCAAUAUUAAAUCAGGUCAGGGUAUCACAGCAAUAGGGAUACCUAAUAGCAUAUCCAUGUAAUCAUUAUUAUAAAAUAUCUGUCGAAGUGUGUCUCAUCAAGUCUCUUGUAUCAGUGAGUGUAAAAUACUUGCUUAAAAAGAAAAGGAAAGAUGGAAGAGUCUUAACCAUGUCA